Molecule: messenger RNA, 1976 nt
Organism: Papaver somniferum (opium poppy)
Lineage: Eukaryota; Viridiplantae; Streptophyta; Magnoliopsida; Ranunculales; Papaveraceae
Product: mitogen-activated protein kinase homolog NTF3
Exons: 4
Coding region: 470-1579 (369 amino acids)
Biological process (GO): intracellular signal transduction; protein phosphorylation
Cellular component (GO): nucleus; cytoplasm
Molecular function (GO): ATP binding; MAP kinase activity
Source: RefSeq, a predicted model, not a curated record
CCUACUACUACUAACAACAGUACAACCACUAUAUACUCUAUUCUCCCUCUUUCUCUUCAAUUAGGUUUACUGGCAGCAGGUCUGAUCGUGACGACACAAGGAAUCUCCAUUGGAAUUGGUGGUGUGAUCACCUUCAUUUUUCUUACAAUAACUUAUAAUAAAGAAAGACAAACACAAUUGAGAGGACGGAGAAAGAAUUUUUAUUGAUUUUGAAGAGAAGUUGGUGAAAUUAGAGAUAAUUGUAAUAGAUCUUUGUUCAAGAAAUUUUAUUUUAGAUAAGUGAUUUUGAAGAGAAAUUGGUCUCGGGAUUAUAAGAAAAAGAGAGGCAAGAUUUAGACGAUGUAGGACUUGGGGUUCGUCAUUGAAAUUCAGAGAUUUUAUGUAAAAGAGGAAACCUUUUGAAGAAGAGCUGUUCAAUUAAGUCGAUUUGUUCAGCAAUUUUCUGCUGUUUUUACUACACAAAGAUAAUAUGGCUACUUAUGUCGACCCCCCAAACGGAACCGGCUCUCCGGGAAAGCAUUAUUACUCAAUGUGGCAAACGGUGUUUGAGAUUGAUACAAAGUAUGUACCUAUUAAACCAAUUGGGAGAGGAGCUUAUGGUAUAGUUUGUUCUUCAGUAAAUAGGGAAACAAAUGAUAAAGUGGCAAUUAAGAAGAUCCAGAAUGCCUUUGAAAAUCGUAUUGAUGCCCUCAGAACAUUACGGGAAUUAAAGCUACUUCGGCAUCUGCGACACGAAAAUGUGAUUGCUUUGAGAGAUGUAAUGAUGCCUACCCAUAGGAGAAGCUUCAAGGAUGUUUAUUUGGUGUAUGAACUAAUGGAUACGGAUUUGCAUCAAAUUGUCAAAUCCUCUCAACCCCUGUCCAAUGACCACUGCCAGUAUUUCUUAUUCCAGUUGCUACGAGGGCUGAAAUAUCUCCACUCUGCAAAUAUCCUACAUCGGGAUCUCAAGCCUGGGAACCUUCUCGUCAAUGCUAACUGUGACCUGAAGAUCUGUGAUUUCGGAUUGGCUCGCACCAGCAGCGGCAAGGGCCAAUUCAUGACCGAAUAUGUUGUCACUCGUUGGUAUCGAGCCCCUGAGCUCCUCCUUUGCUGCGACAAUUAUGGUACGUCUAUUGAUGUCUGGUCCGUUGGAUGCAUCUUUGCUGAGCUUCUAGGGCGAAAACCCAUAUUCCCUGGCACUGAAUGCCUCAACCAGCUCAAACUGAUAAUCAAUGUCCUCGGCAGCCAAAGUGAGGCCGAUCUCGAGUUCAUUGACAACCCAAAGGCCAGGAAGUAUAUCAAAUCUCUCCCUUACUCACCUAAGACCCCUUUUGCACGUAUCUACCCGAACGCCAGCCCGUUGGCUAUUGACUUGUUGCAGAAAAUGCUCGUCUUUGAUCCAUCAAAAAGAAUUAGUGUGACUGAAGCACUUCAACACCCUUACAUGUCGCCACUGUACGACCCAAACGCCAACCCUCCUGCACAGGUCCCAGUCGAUCUCGACAUAGAUGAAGAAGAUCUAGGAGAAGAGAUGAUAAGGGAAAUGAUGUGGACUGAAAUGCUACAUUAUCACCCAGAAGCUGUGUCAUCCAAUUCAUAGGCAAAUAAGGGUAAUUAUGAUCUUGUUCUCGCUCUUUAUCCUUGUUUCACUGAGAAGUCUAUGCGAUGCUUGUUGUUUUGUGCAACUAGGACUCUUUCUUUUCCUUUUUUAUCAUCCUCAUGCUGUUAUAAUUAUAUGCAUGAGAUUCCAAAGAUUUUGCGUAAAGAGUUGGAACUCGUCACUACAAGAUAGGGUUGGCUAAUUUAAGUUUGUAUAUAGGUGUGAUUGUUUUGUACCACUGUUUAAUGUUUAUCUUGGACUUCAAUCUCUCUUCCAUUUCUGUAUACUUACAAUGAAUGUAUGACUGACUAUUUUGUAUCCUUUUGGGGACGAGGGUGAUAAUAUUAAUGACAAGAUAAGACAUGUAUUCAAUGUAUGCUUAGCUUCUUUAUCGUGA